AUGGACAUUGAGAAGCCUGUGUUGUCACCUUCGUUGACCCCUUCUCCUGCAAGUGCGACAUCUUCGUAUGCGAGUUACUUUGAGGGACAGCAAGAAGAUGGAUGGGACCAUCUUUUAUCAAAGGAACCACGAGGCAAUGAAGACGAAGAUUCUAUGCAAGCUGCGCCUGUCAAAGCCAAGCGUCGACGGGCUAAUCCCAAACAACUGGAAGUCCUGAAUCGGGUUUUCGAACGAACCUUUUUCCCUUCGACUCAAAUGCGAGCACAACUCGGCCGAGAACUUGGCAUGAGCCCACGAACAGUUCAGAUCUGGUUCCAGAACCGUCGACAAGCCAUGCGUACCCGCGAGCGACAACGACUACUUCGUAUUCGAGAUGAGUCCGCAUCGGACUAA
Messenger RNA from Radiomyces spectabilis, 393 nucleotides. Its product is annotated as Homeodomain-like protein. Gene Ontology annotation, cellular component: nucleus. The record is from RefSeq and is a predicted model, not a curated record. Gene Ontology annotation, molecular function: DNA-binding transcription factor activity, RNA polymerase II-specific; sequence-specific double-stranded DNA binding. The coding region runs from base 1 to 393 and encodes 130 amino acids. The transcript has 2 exons. NCBI's taxonomy places the organism in Eukaryota, Fungi, Mucoromycota, Mucoromycetes, Mucorales, Radiomycetaceae. Gene Ontology annotation, biological process: regulation of transcription by RNA polymerase II.